UACUUGCUGGCGGCGCCCCGGCAGCGUCCGGCUGGCGGCGGCGGCGGCGCGCUAUGGAGCACGUGACGGAGGGGUCCUGGGAGUCGCUGCCGGUGCCGCUGCACCCGGGGGUGCUGGGUGUGCUGCGGGAGCUGGGUUUCCCGUACAUGACGCCGGUGCAGUCUGCAACCAUCCCUCUGUUCCUGAAAAACAAAGACGUUGCUGCAGAAGCGGUCACAGGUAGUGGCAAAACCCUUGCUUUUGUCAUCCCCAUCCUGGAGAUUCUUCUGAGAAGGGAAGAGAAGUUAAAAAAGAGUCAGGUUGGAGCCAUCAUCAUCACGCCCACGCGAGAGCUGGCUAUUCAGAUAGAUGAGGUCCUGUCGCAUUUCACGAAGCCCUUCCCGCAGUUCAGCCAGAUUCUCUGGAUUGGAGGCAGGAAUCCUGGAGAAGAUGUUGCGAGGUUUAAGGAACAGGGUGGGAACAUCAUCGUGGCGACUCCAGGCCGCUUGGAGGACAUGUUCCGCAGGAAGGCCGAGGGCCUGGCUCUGGCCAGCUGUGUGCGGGCCCUUGACGUCCUGGUUUUGGAUGAAGCAGACAGACUUCUGGACAUGGGGUUUGAGGCAAGCAUAAACACCAUCCUGGAGUUUUUGCCAAAGCAGAGGAGAACCGGCCUUUUCUCUGCCACUCAGACGCAGGAAGUGGAGAACCUGGUGAGAGCCGGCCUCCGGAACCCUGUCCGCAUCUCCGUGAAGGAGAAGGGCCUGGCCGCCAGCAGCACCCAGAAGACCCCCUCCCGCCUGGAGAACUACUACAUGGUAUGUAAAGCAGAUGAGAAAUUUAAUCAGCUGGUACAUUUUCUUCGCAAUCAUAAGCAGGAAAAACACCUGGUCUUCUUCAGCACCUGCGCCUGUGUGGAGUACUACGGCAAGGCUCUGGAGGCCCUGGUGAAGAGCGUGAAGAUAAUGUGCAUCCACGGAAAGAUGAAAUACAAGCGCAAUAAGAUCUUCAUGGAGUUCCGAAAACUGCCGAGUGGGAUUUUAGUGUGUACCGAUGUCAUGGCCCGAGGAAUAGACAUUCCCGAAGUAAACUGGGUUUUGCAGUACGACCCUCCCAGCAAUGCCAGUGCUUUCGUGCAUCGCUGUGGCCGCACAGCCCGCAUUGGCCAUGGCGGCAGUGCGCUCGUGUUCCUCCUUCCCAUGGAAGAGUCAUACAUCAAUUUCCUUGCAAUCAACCAGAAAGAAGCCUUGGGGAGGAGAUUGCAGCUAGAGGUGAGAAUGUGGUCUCUGCAGUGCCCCCUGCAGGAGAUGAAACUCCAGAAAAACACAAUGGACCUUCUUCCAAAGCUCCAGUCCAUGGCCCUGGCCGACAGAGCUGUGUUUGAAAAGGGCAUGAAAGCUUUCGUGUCAUACGUCCAGGCUUAUGCGAAGCAUGAAUGCAACCUCAUCUUCAGAUUAAAGGAUCUUGAUUUUGCUCGUCUUGCUCGAGGGUUUGCUCUGCUGAGGAUGCCCAAGAUGCCAGAACUGAGAGGAAAGCAGUUUCCAGAUUUUGUGCCUGUGGACGUUAACACAGACACCAUUCCCUUUAAAGACAAAAUCAGAGAAAAGCAGAGGCAGAAACUACUGGAGCAACAAAGAAAAGAGAAGACAGCAAAUGAAGGGAGAAGAAAAUUCAUAAAAAAUAAAGCUUGGUCAAAGCAGAAGGCCAAAAAGGAAAAGAAGAAAAAAAUGAAUGAAAAAAGGAAAAGAGAAGAGGGCUCGGAUAUUGAAGACGAGGACAUGGAGGAACUUCUGAAUGACACAAGGCUCUUGAAAAAGUUUAAAAAGGGCAAAAUUACUGAAGAAGAAUUUGAGAAGGGGUUGUUGACAAGUGGCAAAAGAAGAGCUAAGACUGCAGAUUUGGGGAUCUCAGAUUCUGAGGGGGGGGGGGGAAGGGCGGGGCUUCACACUCUUGAAUAUUUUACUAGAAACAUACCAGCCUUGAAGUCUAACAGAAGAAAGUGUAAAAUUACUUGAGUGUAAAUAAUAGAUGGCAAUAUUUAUUUUAUGGGUUGCCUGUAAUUAAAGAUCGAAUUUUUCUGUGGCUACUUUAUACUUAUUUUUUAACAUAAAGAUAGUAACGUAUACUUGAUUUUAGGCUUUUUAAAAUCCUUCUGUGUUUUCAGGCACCUGCCCUCCUGGGUGUCCUUCCCCCUGGACUUGAGUUGUCUCUUGAUGCACCGCACAGAACACGUGCACAGGGUGGCUGAGGUUGCUGGGGUUUUUCUAAGAAUAGUCCCCAGUACUGCCUUAUCGGGGAGUAUCUGAAAACAGGAAGCAAGUCAUUUUCUGGGAAAGAAAAUUAUGUCUGUUCAAUAAACUAUAUCCUAAUCGAC
Molecule: messenger RNA, 2350 nt
Organism: Equus caballus (horse)
Lineage: Eukaryota; Metazoa; Chordata; Mammalia; Perissodactyla; Equidae
Gene: DDX55
Product: DEAD-box helicase 55
Cellular component (GO): nucleolus
Molecular function (GO): ATP binding; nucleic acid binding
Source: RefSeq, a predicted model, not a curated record